AUGGGUAUCGGUAAACGAUCAAGGGGCAUUCUCGUCACGUCUCUUCAACCCGGUUCAGUUGCAGCUGAGAAACUCAAAGUCGGAGACAGAAUACUGGCCGUAAAUGCUUCACCCGUUACCGAUCAGGUUCAUCUCCUUUAUUUUUAUUCCCAAAAUGCAACCUAG
This is a messenger RNA of Angiostrongylus costaricensis, 165 nucleotides long. Lineage: Eukaryota; Metazoa; Nematoda; Chromadorea; Rhabditida; Metastrongylidae. The record is from the annotation of a GenBank genome assembly.